UGCGGUUAUACUUGUUAAGUUAGCAGCGAAUGCUCAGCUUUUAUUGUGCAGACAGAAAGGGCAGAUAGAGAAAUGUGACCGCCAGGAUGACGGAACCCUCUCAGCUUCACUAUCGGCUGACCUCAUUGUCGUGAAGCCUGCGUCGGGCGGCUUGUUGACGACCCAGCUGCGGUCCGAGAUUGGCGAUUACAAAGAACGGAGCCCGUCCCGUGUGACAUCAUUCCGUCUGGCACGGGGGAGAUCUACAGCACCUCCUCUUUUCUCCUCAUCCAUUUGGAGCCGCCCGUGCGAGCAGUUCAUCACAGAGCGCACCCAGGAAGGAGGCGGACCCAGAUAGUAAGGGCGAACCGGAGAUCGAGGGCAGCAGUGUGCGGGACGGCCAGCAAAGGGGAUCUAUCCAUCUGCAACUUUCGGGGUUUUGCACCCGCCAUCCUCCUCUGGAUCAAGUUUUACGACUCUUGUGUCUGUCCCAGAUCUUAAUCCGCGCCUGCGUCCGAGCCCCGCAUCCAUUCGGAGAUGUCCACUAUUAGAAGAGCCGAACCGGAGACCCGGUCGGAACACCAAGAUGCUCUGGGCACCGUGACUCGCCUCCCCUGUUUCUCCACGGAGUCUGUAGAAUGAAGGAGGAUUAACGUUGAGUCCGAGACCGGAGCGCUAAGAAGAUGACGGUGCCGUUGCUGAAGAUCGGGGUCGUGCUGAGCACCAUGGCGAUGAUUACCAACUGGAUGUCGCAGACCCUCCCCUCUCUGGUGGGGCUCAAUACUACCAAGCUGACAGCGGCGCAUGGAGGGUACCCAGACCGGAGCACGGGAGUGUUGCCAGCAAACCCAGAGGAGUCGUGGCAGGUGUACAGUUCCGCCCAGGAUAGCGAAGGGAGGUGUGUCUGCACUGUGGUGGCGCCCCAGCAGUCCAUGUGCUCACGGGAUGCCCGCACCAAACAACUGAGGCAGCUGCUGGAGAAGGUCCAGAACAUGACCCAGUCCAUCCAGGUGCUGGACCAGCGCACCCAGAGGGACCUUCAGUAUGUAGAGAAGAUGGAGGUCCAACUCCGUGGCCUGGAGACAAAGUUCAGGCAGGUGGAGGAGAAUCACAAGCAGAACAUUGCUAAGCAAUACAAGGCCAUAAAGGCGAAAAUGGAGGAGCUUAGGCCGUUGAUACCAGUGUUGGAGGAGUACAAAGCCGAUGCCAAAUUGGUAUUGCAAUUUAAGGAGGAGGUCCGAAAUCUGACGUCAGUUCUAAACGAGCUACAAGAAGAGAUGGGGGCCUAUGACUACGAGGAGCUCCACAACAGAGUGUCAAAUCUUGAGGAGAGACUGCGAGCAUGCAUGCAAAAAUUAGCCUGCGGUAAACUGACAGGCAUCAGUGAUCCAAUCACCAUCAAGACAUCUGGAUCCAGGUUUGGCUCUUGGAUGACGGACCCGCUGGCACCUGAAGGAGAUACCCGGGUUUGGUACAUGGAUGGUUACCAUAAUAACCGCUUCGUUCGGGAGUACAGGUCUAUGCAUGACUUCAUGACGUCGGACAACUUUACAUCCCACCGGCUGCCCCACCCGUGGUCAGGCACGGGUCAGGUGGUCUACAAUGGCUCGAUCUACUUCAACAAAUUCCAGAGCCACGUCAUCAUCAAGUUCGACUUCCGUACCUCCUCCAUCAGCAAGUCCCGGCAGCUUGACUAUGCCGGCUUCAACAACGCGUACCACUAUGCCUGGGGAGGCCAUUCAGACAUCGACCUGAUGGUUGAUGAGGGAGGCCUGUGGGCCGUCUACGCCACCAACCAGAAUGCUGGCAAUAUUGUCAUUAGCAAGCUGAACCCCAACACCCUGCAGAUUAUCAAGAGUUGGACCACCAACCACCCCAAACGGAGCGCUGGCGAGUCUUUUAUGAUCUGUGGCACACUCUACGUAACAAACGGAUACUCAGGAGGAACCAAGGUUUAUUACGCUUAUUCCACCAACUCCUCUACCUAUGAAUAUAUUGACAUCCCCUUACAGAAUAAGUACUCACAUAUUUCUAUGUUAGACUACAACCCUCAUGACCGUGCCCUCUAUGCCUGGAACAAUGGCCACCAGGUCCUCUAUAAUGUGACAUUGUUUCACGUCAUCCGCUCAGAGGAACUGUAAUGGAUGGGGAUUCAAUUAAAAUAAAUUAAAAUAAAUGUGUCCUUGGAAAAAAACAACAUUCUAUUCAAUCUCUGAAAAUGGAGACAGUAACAAGAACAUUUGUUGAAACAAAGAACAUGUGAAAGACUGAAUUAUCCGUGAAUGCAAAAUGGAUUGAAUGUGUAUAUGGGCUUUUAUUGUGUUUCAUUCCAAAAUUAGAUGUUAUGACAGAAAAAUGCAAUAUUAUUUAUCUCCAAACAAAAGAUCACUGUUAGGAAAAAGAAAGUUUUGUAAAUAAAUGUCUCAAGAUGAGUUUCAUAAUGUGCUUUAUUUUGAUAGCUGCCAUUAAUAUAUCAGAGGCAUUUUAUUUUGGAAUGAAACUCUCAUUUGUUGUAUAGAAAAAUGAUUGUAAAUUAGAACAUAUAUUAGACUUAAAAUAGUAAGAACAGAUGCCAAUAAAAGAAAAUAUCAUGCCUUUUUUUAUAUAAGCAAAUAUCCACCUAAGGUCCCUCCUGCCGCUCCAGUUUUUUCUGCAGAACUACUCCCAGAUGGACUUUUCUGUGGUCAGUAGGGAGGGUGGGGGGUUCUGGAACAAACACUGUUGGUAAUAAACUGUGGGAUCCCAACCCUGCCCAAGGUUCUUCGGACAAAAGUGGGAGGUCAGUCUAGUCAGAGGACUGGAUAGCCAAAAGGAGGCGGUCUGUCAUAUCAUUUUUAUAAGUACAGUAGCAAAUCUAAAGUCUGUAGAGAAACAACAAUAACAUCUACUAAAAGACCUGAAGGCACUGACUGUUGAUUGAACUGUUGUUUGAUCUGAUUUUUCUGUAUUAGUGAUUAUGUGUUGAAAAAGGCUUUCUUUGCAUGUUUGUUUUCUAUAACUCCAGUCUGCUCUGCUGAAUGUCUUUUGCUGUAUGAUACUACAAAACAACAGAAAGGAGUUGGAAGAAGGAAGAACACAUUCAAGGAGUGGCAAAUAUUUUGUUUUUGUUUCCCCUCUGCUUCUCCCUGUGUCUUUCAUUUGAUUUAAUUUCUUGACCUCCAUUUUAAAUGUUCUUGUACCAAUUUAACUGUUGGCACUGGUUUUGCCUCCUUGUAUUUAUUUUAUUGGACUGUGUAGGAGGAAUCUAGCUAGCUCAUUAGUCUAUGAAGUAAAAAAAUAUUAACAAUGGAAUGUAUGAACUAUUGUAUUGUUGGUAAGGAAACCUGUUUUCCUUACCUUCAUCACACAUCAUGGGCUUGAAGAAGGGAAGGGUUUACAUUAAAAAGAUUGCAUCUCAUGUCAUAUAUCCCCACACUGUUAGUGGAGGAUAAUGUUUGUUAAAUGUACUUAUACCCUUGCUAAAGACAAAAGCUUUUCAAUCUUUUUGCGCUUUGCUGAACAUGUGUUGUAUCUGAAAAGAGAUGGUUAAUGAUUCGUGUCAAUAAAACAGAGAAAUCUG
Girardinichthys multiradiatus is the source of this 3538-nucleotide messenger RNA. It is a transcript of the gene olfm1b, whose product is annotated as olfactomedin 1b. The transcript is spliced from 6 exons. Bases 663 to 2120 code for a protein of 485 amino acids. The record is from RefSeq and is a predicted model, not a curated record. Gene Ontology annotation, biological process: signal transduction. NCBI's taxonomy places the organism in Eukaryota, Metazoa, Chordata, Actinopteri, Cyprinodontiformes, Goodeidae.